Molecule: messenger RNA, 857 nt
Organism: Prunus mume (Japanese apricot)
Lineage: Eukaryota; Viridiplantae; Streptophyta; Magnoliopsida; Rosales; Rosaceae
Product: protein VASCULATURE COMPLEXITY AND CONNECTIVITY-like
Source: RefSeq, a predicted model, not a curated record
ACAUACUUUCGUACGUACCCUUUCACACAUAUUCGUCCCCUUUGUUACUCUUUCUUCUCCCCAUUCAUAUUUCAUAUUUCAUCUCUCUCCCUUCCUGCUCAUCGUCCACAAACAAACUCAGCUGAGAGAGAGAGAGAGAGAGAGAGAGAAUGGCAAGACUAGGAGGGUUUUUCGUGUGCCUCUUGAUCGUGGCAAUGGACAUCGUAGGUGGGAUUAUGGGCAUCGAAGCAGAGCUUGAACAAAACAAGGUCAAGCACUUGAGGCGAUGGAUUUUCGAGUGCAGAGAACCAAGCCAUGCAGCUUUCAAGCUGGGAUUAGCUGCAGCAGGACUUUUGGUUGCAGCCCAUGUUGUUGCUAACUUGCUUGGUGGAUGCAAUUGCAUUUGUUCUCAAGAAGAGCUCCAAAAGGCACCUCCUAAUAAGCAACUUUCUGUGGCUUGCCUCGUCUUCUCCUGGAUCAUUUUUGGGGUUGGAUUGGGCGUGCUCGUGAUUGGGACUUGGUCAAACCACAAGUCAAGAGCUUCAUGUGGCUUCACACACCAUAAUUUUCUGUUAAUUGGAGGGGGCUUGUGUUUUGUUCAUGGCCUGUUUUGUGUAGCAUAUUACAUAUCUGCCACUGCAUCCACUCACUAAAACCCAGUUCAGUAUCAAUCACUCAGUCCAUUCUUAUUGUAUGUUUCCUUUUGCCAAAUUACUUUACUAAUCCAUCCUUUUCAUGCUUACACUAUGCCUCCUGACUGUGAAAUGACAAUGCUACCCUUUACUACUCACUUAGUUCCAUGUGAGACAAUUUUAGUGCUAAUCUCUCUUUACUCCUCAAUUACUUUAAUAUAAAAGGAAUGGAUUGUAUUCAAUAAU